Molecule: messenger RNA, 159 nt
Organism: Capsella rubella
Lineage: Eukaryota; Viridiplantae; Streptophyta; Magnoliopsida; Brassicales; Brassicaceae
Exons: 1
Coding region: 1-159 (52 amino acids)
Biological process (GO): negative regulation of cell population proliferation
Source: RefSeq, a predicted model, not a curated record
AUGGAGAAGUCAAAAGAUGAUGAGGCAGUGAAGAAUUGGGAGAAGAAGAACAAGCCUAGUUCUUCACCAAAAGGAGUUGGAGAGUUUCUGAAAAAGAGGAAAGGAAGGUUCUAUAUUAUUGGGAAAUGUAUUACUAUGCUUCUUUGUUCCCACAAGUGA